Microtus oregoni (creeping vole) is the source of this 3380-nucleotide messenger RNA. It is a transcript of the gene Dclre1c, whose product is annotated as DNA cross-link repair 1C. Bases 54 to 2123 code for a protein of 689 amino acids. The transcript is spliced from 14 exons. NCBI's taxonomy places the organism in Eukaryota, Metazoa, Chordata, Mammalia, Rodentia, Cricetidae. The record is from RefSeq and is a predicted model, not a curated record. Gene Ontology annotation, molecular function: damaged DNA binding; 5'-3' DNA exonuclease activity. Gene Ontology annotation, biological process: interstrand cross-link repair; protection from non-homologous end joining at telomere; double-strand break repair via nonhomologous end joining.
CAGUGUGCAGCUCGGCUUCCGCGGCGGGCUUAGGGGCUAGCCUUCCUGGCGCUAUGAGCUCCUUCCAGGGACAGAUGGUGGAAUAUCCAACCAUCUCUAUUGACCGCUUUGACCGGGAGAACCUGAAAGCCCGCGCCUACUUCCUUUCGCACUGUCACAAGGAUCACAUGAAAGGAUUGAGGGCUCCUUCCAUGAAAAGAAGGCUGGAAUGCAGUUUGAAGGUUUUCCUGUACUGUUCUCCAGUUACCAAGGAGCUGCUGUUAACUAGCACAAAGUACAAAUUCUGGGAAAAACGAAUUAUAGCAAUUGAAAUUGAAACUCCUACCCAGAUAGCUUUAGUUGACGAGGCAUCAGGUGAGAAGGAAGAGGUUGUUGUGACUCUCUUACCAGCUGGUCACUGCCCAGGAUCAGUUAUGUUUUUAUUCCAGGGCAGUAAUGGAACUGUCUUAUACACAGGAGACUUCAGACUGGCAAAAGGAGAAGCUUCUAGAAUGGAGCUUUUGCACUCUGGGGGCAGAGUAAAAGACAUCCAAAGUGUAUAUUUAGACACCACAUUCUGUGACCCAAGGUUUUAUCAAAUUCCAAGUCGUGAGGAGUGCUUGAGGGGAAUUUUGGAGCUGGUUCGGAGCUGGAUCACUAGGAGUCCACACCACGCUGUGUGGCUGAACUGUAAAGCAGCUUAUGGCUAUGAGUAUUUGUUCACCAACCUGAGUGAGGAGCUGGGAGUCCAGGUUCAUGUGGACAAGAUGGAUAUGUUUAGAAACAUGCCUGAUAUCCUCCACCAUCUCACCACGGACCGAAACACCCAAAUCCAUGCCUGCCGCCACCCAAAGGCAGAGGAGUAUUUUCAAUGGAAUAAGUUACCCUGUGGGAUUACUUCCAAAAACAAAACUGCGCUCCAUACCAUCAGCAUCAAACCAUCCACCAUGUGGUUCGGAGAGAGAACCAGAAAAACCAACGUGAUAGUGAGGACAGGAGAGAGCUCAUACAGAGCAUGCUUUUCUUUUCACUCCUCCUACAGUGAGAUUAAAGAUUUUUUGAGCUACAUCUGUCCAGUGAAUGCAUAUCCAAACGUCAUUCCAGUAGGCCUCACCGUGGAUAAGGUCAUGGAUGUUUUAAAGCCUCUGUGCCGAUCUUCCCGAAGUGCCGAACCAAAGUACAAACCACUUGGAAAACUGAAGAGAACCAGAACAAUCUAUGUAGACUCAGAGGAGGAAGAUGAUCUCUUUGAUGACCCUCUACCAAUACCGUUAAGGCACAAAGUUCCAUACCAGCUAACUCUUCAUCCUGAGGUAUUUCCAGUGAAGGCAUUGCCACAAGACCAGCCUGAACUGAAACACAGCCCUGGGUGCUACAAAGCAGACAGUAUGCAGAAGGUUUCUCUGGCCAACUUCAUAGACUGUGAAGAAUCUAACAGUGACACUGAAGAAGAGUUAGAAACCCCGCCUUCACUGCAGGGAGGUCUGGGCCCUGCAACAGUCCCCCAGCAAAAUGCUGAUGCAGACACACCACAGUGGGAAGUGUUCUUCAAAAGAAAAGAUGAUGUCACAGAUGAAUGUUUGGAAAAUUUACCUUCCUCCAUAGAGACGGGGGAAUCUCAGUCACCAAGGCUCCUCACUGACUCUGAUGGAGAAUCCACUCACAUCUCUUCCCAGAAUUCAUCUCAGUCAACACACAUAACAGAUCAAGGAAGUCAAGGCUGGGACAGUCAGGGUGAUACUGUUUUGUUAUCGUCCCAAGAGAGAAGUGCUGGGGAUAGCACAUCUUUGAACAGAGAUGCCUACACACCAAAAAGCAGAGAGAAUAUUUCCGCCUCUCAAAUGGAACAGAAUGCACAUGGUCCACAGGAUUCUUACUGUGAUUCGAAAAGCAGAGAUGAAGUAAAUGGAGGUCCUCACAUUGGAGAACCAGAUACUGUGAGUGGCAAGAAAUCCCCACCUGAGGAGAAAACAUUACUAACCAGCAUACAUGCGGAUUCACAGAGCUCCUCUGAUUUUGAAAUCCCUUCAACUCCAGAGGCUGAGCUUCCUAAACCAGAGCAUUUACAGUAUUUAUAUGGAAAACUGGCAACAGGUGAGAGUAUAGUUGUUGAGAAAAGAAAAUGCUCACUCUUAGAUAUUUAAGAAUUAAAACCCUAAUUUUGAUGCUGCAACACAAUGUCAUACACAAAUUUCUGGGCCACACUCAUAGCUGUGGAUGUAUAUGGCCUGCAGGUUAGACACACCUGUUAGAGCAACCACUAAAAAACCUACACAAAGCGAUACAUUGGUAUAAUAAUGGAUCAGAAUGGAAUACUAAAGUAUGCUCAAAUGACAGGGUCAAAACCAGUGUUGCAUGAGAUUGUAGAACUAAAUCUAAACACGUUAAUUCUCACAAUAAAUGCAAAUGAUGUAAAGAGAGUCAUAAAAACACAGACUCAGGGAAAAAUCUAAGUCAACUAUGCUGUUUACAGAAAGCGCAAUUCAAGUGAUGUAAAGUUAAAAGUAAAAGGACAAUGUAAGUAUGAAGCCAGAGAGACUAUAAUAAGAGCAGAUACUGUCCUAGACAAAUUGUCUAACUCACCAAGACAAUGGAAUGAUAGAGCUCUUGCCUAGCAUGUAUGUAGUCCUAGGUUCAAUCACCAGUACUGCCCUCCAGAAAAAGAGACCAGAUAAUACACAAAUAUAAAAAUUUUAACAUGCUUCUCUUAGAGAAAAUGGUAUAUAUACAUUAAAUCAGUAUACAAAAUACAAAAACUGACCACCACCAGAUAACUAGAUCUGAUAAAACUUUUACUUCACAGCAGAAUACAUCUCUUCAAGUAUGUGCAGACCAUUCCACCAAGAUACACUGUAUCCUAAAUCAUGGCAAGCAGUCUAGAAGAAAAGGCAGCCCUGUUAGAGUAAACUGAUAGCACAGAGGCAGGGCUGGGGAGAUGGCUCAGCAAAACGCUUGCUAUUUCCAGCACGUACAUGGUGGCCCACAAUUGUCUGUGACCAUCCCGAGGACCCAGGCACACCCAGGUGUGUGUACAGACAGGCAGGCAAAGCACACAUAAAAUAAAAACCUUAUAAAUCACCAGUGAGCUAGGCAAGGUGUGUUCUCACUGUUCUGGAGGCUGAGACAGGAGGUCAAGCCUGGGCAACUUAUCAAGAACUGUUUUAGUAAAUACAAAGGCCACCAAUACAAUGAUACAACUGAAACUACAACAAUUACAAUGUAAAGGAAAAUGCUCUGUGAAUUGUGAAAUUACCUUAAAGUACAAUGCUUUUGUAUUGAUGUAUAUGAAUUUAAUAAAUCUUAAUAAACAUCUUCAUAAGCACUUUACUAUGCUGACAUUUUACAAGUCAAGAAAAAAGAUAUAUAUAGGCAUACCACUUAAAAUAAGCUUAAAUGGAAUC